Molecule: messenger RNA, 2116 nt
Organism: Morus notabilis
Lineage: Eukaryota; Viridiplantae; Streptophyta; Magnoliopsida; Rosales; Moraceae
Product: pyridoxine/pyridoxamine 5'-phosphate oxidase 1, chloroplastic
Exons: 15
Coding region: 51-1691 (546 amino acids)
Biological process (GO): pyridoxine biosynthetic process
Molecular function (GO): pyridoxamine phosphate oxidase activity; FMN binding
Source: RefSeq, a predicted model, not a curated record
AAUUCCUUAAAGCCCUCUCUAAACAACAUAACAAAAAAGGCGUUAAAAAAAUGUGGUCGUUAGUAGUACGCAAAGGCAGAACAAUGACAUGCCUUCUCUUCACUCAUUCACUUGUUCUGGCUUCUUCUAGCACUUUCUGUACCAUUUCCAAAUCCUCUCGCUCUUGCUCUAUCCACAACCAUCUUCCCAUCUCCAACCUCUCUUCUGCCUUUUUCCUCAACCCAAUUGCGAACUCUUCGGUCUUCGCCUUUUGUUCGAAGCCCGGAAGCGAAACGAGAGCUGGGUCGGUUCAAAGCAUGCAAAACCCCGAGUCCAUAUCGUACCUUACGCAGCGAGAAGCCGCCGAGAUCGAUGAGACCCUCAUGGGUCCUCUUGGGUUUAGCGUCGAUCAGUUAAUGGAAUUGGCUGGUUUGAGCGUGGCGGCUUCUAUAGCAGAGGUCUACAAAUCAAGCGAGUAUAGUCGCGUGCUUGCUAUUUGUGGCCCGGGGAACAAUGGCGGUGAUGGUCUUGUCGCUGCUCGUCACCUGUAUCACUUUGGAUAUAAACCGGUUAUUUGUUAUCCGAAGCGUACUCCCAAGCCUUUAUAUACUGGACUUGUUACUCAGCUGGAGUCACUCUCAGUUCCUUUCAUUUCGGUUGAAGAUUUGCCGUUAAACUUGUUAGAGGAAUUUGACAUUAUCGUUGAUGCAAUCUUCGGGUUCUCAUACCAUGGUUCCCCAAGGCCACCCUUUGACGGUCUUAUCCAAAUGCUCAUUUCUUUGCGUAAUUAUGACCAAACAUGCCAAAAAUCCCCUGUUAUUGUCUCAGUGGAUAUUCCAUCUGGGUGGCAUGUUGAAGAAGGAGAUGCUGGUGGUGAAGGCAUUAGACCGGACAUGUUGGUUUCUCUGACUGCUCCAAAGUUGUGUGCCAAAAAAUUUUCUGGCCCACACCACUUUUUGGGUGGCCGAUUUGUUCCCCCUUUCAUUGCCGAACAAUACAAACUUCAUCUUCCAUCAUAUCCUGGCACUUCUAUGUGUGUCCGUAUUGGAAAGCCUCAGAAAAUUGAUGUAUCUGCUCUGAGAGAGAACUACAUUUCUCCUGAGUUCCUUGAGGAACAGGUGGACUCUGACCCAAUUGAUCAGUUCCGUAAAUGGUUUGAGGAAGCGGUGGCUGCUGGAUCAAAAGAACCGAAUGCCAUGGCCUUAUCUACCGCUGGCAAGAAUGGAAAGCCUUCAUCGCGAAUGGUAUUGCUGAAAGGGUUUGAUGAGAAUGGUUUUGUCUGGUACACCAAUUAUGAGAGUCAAAAGGCUCAUGAAUUAUCAGAAAAUCCUCAUGCAUCACUUCUUUUCUACUGGGAUGGUCUAAAUCGGCAGGUAAGAGUGGAAGGAUCUGUUGAGAAAGUUUCUGAUGAGGAAUCUGAAAAAUACUUCCACAGCCGCCCACGAGGCAGUCAGCUUGGAGCAAUCGUUAGCAAGCAGAGUACUGUGGUAUCCGGAAGGAAUGCUCUGCGUGAACUAUACAAAAAGUUAGAGGAGAAAUACUCCGGCGGAAGUUUGAUUCCUAAACCUGAAAACUGGGGAGGAUACAGACUUAAGCCAGAGCUGUUUGAGUUUUGGCAAGGACAAACAUCUCGCUUGCAUGACAGGUUGCGAUACUCCCCUGAGGAGAGAAAUGGGCAACGAGUAUGGAGAAUUGAACGCUUGGCACCAUGACAAUUAUUUUCAGCAUCUUCAUUGUGAAGUUCGCUACUUAGGGGUGCGUACAUACCGGUCUCCAGGUACAAGAGACGCGAUGAAAUUGGUACAGGUGAAGAGGAGAAAACGUAUGUUAUUGGAUUAAUGUUUUAAAAGCAUUUCCAAGAACUUUGUUACAUAAUACUGCUACUGAUGAUGAUAGUUAUUUAGUGUUAAUAACAAUAAAUCUGUCCUUUGUGAAACUUACUUUUCCUUGAAAAAAAUCUGGUACGUAUGGACAUUUCCCCCUAGAAAAAGUAUGGGACAUCUUGUGCUAGCGAAUAUUAAUAUAAGAUUUUUUUCCUUUUCUUUUUCCUAUUCCUUUUUAUUUGUUCAUGAUGUAAUUAUCCUCUCCCUUUAAUAGUCAAGUCAUGCCAUUAUGUUCUCCUCUAAUCACUUCUAAU